AUGUCUGGAAGAAACCAGAUUGCGCGUAGCGGCAGUUUAUACGAAGAUGCAGAGUCGGAAACUCUUCGCAGGCUCUCGGAAUUUUCCAUGAGCGACUGGAUGAGGAAGCUGGGGGAGGCGGAGGUCUUCGAGUCGGACUUGCAGCACUUAAUCCUCAACUAUCUUACCAUAAACGGUCUAGGAGGACCUGCAGAGGAAUUCAUAAGAGAAGCCCGAAUAGACCCCUCUCCAUGUGACAAUAUGAUUCUUUUGCAGCUGCUGAAUGCUGAUGCGGAGGUGACGUUUCUUUUGCACAAGCAGCAACUUUUGCGGCUCAUAGAGGCGGGAGAUGCGGAAGAAGCAAUCGACUUCGCCCAACAACACCUUGCGCCUUGUGUCAAGGAUUGUUGCCCGGAAGCCCAGCGUCUAAUAGGGGGGAUGGAACAGCGGGAGGAGACUGCUAGACGUAUCGAUGAGGCAAUUCUUGAUCUAUACAGGAUCGAACAGGGCGAGUUCAAAUGCAUGUAG
Messenger RNA from Eimeria maxima, 507 nucleotides. RefSeq names its product Chromosome II, complete genome, related. The record is from RefSeq and is a predicted model, not a curated record. The coding region runs from base 1 to 507 and encodes 168 amino acids. The transcript is spliced from 5 exons. Gene Ontology annotation, molecular function: protein binding. Lineage: Eukaryota; Apicomplexa; Conoidasida; Eucoccidiorida; Eimeriidae.